Molecule: messenger RNA, 1251 nt
Organism: Paecilomyces variotii
Lineage: Eukaryota; Fungi; Ascomycota; Eurotiomycetes; Eurotiales; Thermoascaceae
Product: cinnamoyl-CoA reductase
Exons: 5
Coding region: 93-1118 (341 amino acids)
Molecular function (GO): oxidoreductase activity, acting on the CH-OH group of donors, NAD or NADP as acceptor
Source: RefSeq, a predicted model, not a curated record
CUUAUAACUUUGAGCUUUAUUGUAUUUCGAUAGUACCACGCUAGAACAGAAUCUCCUCAGGUUCUGAAGUCCCAAAUACGCAUUGAUUCAAAAUGGAUGACAAAGCAUACGCUCUCCCUCCAGGUUCUCGAGUUCUUGUGACUGGAGCAGAUGGCUAUAUCGCUUCACAGAUAAUCAAUCUAUUGCUAAGUCGUGGGUAUCAUGUCCGUGGGCAAGUGCUUGAACAUCGACAAUGGCUUGACGAGCAUUUCAAGGGGAAAUAUGGCAAUCUUUUCAAGUCUGUCAUCUUGUCUGACUUGGAUGAUCGCGAGGGCAUAGUCCCUUUGCUAGACGAUGUAGCUGGCGUGAUCUUGGUGGCAAUGGAUAUGUCCUUUGGAGAUGACCCGAGCAUUGUCGAGAAAACAGUGAAAAGCACUCUGACUUGGCUCGAGGUCGCUGCGGAAUCGUCCUCAGUGAAACGCGUGGUAUUGACGUCUUCUUCCUCUGCAUGUGUGACGCCCGUGGCGAAUUCACCCGCUCGAUUUGACAAAGAUUCAUUCAACCAUGCAGCCGUCGCUGCUGUCCAGAACAACACAGCUGAGAUCCCAGGUAUGAUGUCCGCGUCGAUAUAUGCCGCCUCAAAGACAGAGGCAGAAAGACAAGCCGUGAAAUGGGUACAGGAUCAUGAACCCUCUUUCGUUCUUAAUAUGGUUUUGCCUUAUUGGUGUCUCGGACCUCGCGUUCACCCCGAGGCCGGUAGUCCAAUGGGAAGUAUGGGCAUGGCAAGUGCGCUCGUAAAGGGUUACGGGGACUUUAUGUAUAGGUUCCCACCCAUGUGGUAUGUGAGUGUCGAAGAUGUAGCAUACCUUCACAUUGCCGCUCUUCUUCAUCCAGACCUAAAGCUGGAACGCAUUUUUGCUAUGGCAGCACCGUUCAACUGGACUGAUGUUGUGGAGAUCAUUCGCAAACUCCAACCGGAUAACGAUAAGAUUCCAGAUCCACCAGCUGACGAAGGCCGCUGUCUGCACGAGUUCCUCGAGGCUGGCAAGGCAGAGAAGCUUUUACAGGAAUUCUGUGGACGGUCUGGUUGGACCUCGUUGGAGGAUUGCCUUGUUGUUGGAUUGCCAACAUACGACUGAUAGUAUAUUGAGAAUGAGAUGGAUUUUUAAAGCUAAGUGGGAACUAUUUGACGCGUUCCUGGUUUCUCAAGCGCAAAUAGAACCUCCUACGUAGUACGGAGUAAUAUUUAUUUCUAUUUAUUACUUAAAAGAG